Molecule: messenger RNA, 4663 nt
Organism: Polyodon spathula (Mississippi paddlefish)
Lineage: Eukaryota; Metazoa; Chordata; Actinopteri; Acipenseriformes; Polyodontidae
Product: fibroblast growth factor receptor 1-like
Exons: 18
Coding region: 820-3273 (817 amino acids)
Biological process (GO): positive regulation of kinase activity; protein phosphorylation; positive regulation of cell population proliferation
Cellular component (GO): signaling receptor complex; membrane
Molecular function (GO): ATP binding; fibroblast growth factor receptor activity; fibroblast growth factor binding
Source: RefSeq, a predicted model, not a curated record
UGUAUAUGCUGGCCGUGCGUGGGGGUGCAGGGUCUGGUCUAUUUCUCAUGUUUGCUGUGGUGUUGAACAGGCGAUCGGGGAUGGGAAUCUCAUCACAGGAGUGUGCAAAGUGAACAAGAAAUCACUGCUAAGGUUAUUACAAUCUUGGGAGAAAAUACAAGGCAUGCAAUGAUUAUUGUUAUUUUAUGAAGAUCAUCAAUCGCUUCUGAGUGACACAAUUAAACAAAGGCAUACCGAAAACUUUGGUAAAAGAAAGGUUCUCUUUGUAAACAUUUUUAAACAAAGCCGUGGGGCGACUUUUUCCCCCCUCCACGUUUUCGGCAAAGGUACUUUAGUUUUGAGAAGCUGAAUUCAAUGUCGUUUUCUUUAUACAGCGUGCAGAAUUUUGGAGCGACGUUUUUUUUUUCUGCUGUCUACAAAUUAAUUGGAAACGGGUCGUUUUUUUCCCCCUAUAUUUUUGAGAAGGCGAUACUUUUGAACGCGGCUUUUUGGGGAGAAUUACAUCUAUAAACUCGACAAGCUUUCUGUUUGGAAAAAAGGGGAGAACUUAAUAACCCGUUGUCUGCUUUUGAAGACCUCGUUUCUGGAGAUCGAGGAUCUACAGUUUAUUAGAGAUUUUAAUAACAUUUGAAAGGAUUUCAGUCGCUUGGGUUGAGUUAGGAAAAACAAAAACCGAGGCUAAUCGAUUCCAGGAUCGCUCUUCAAAGUGUCGGGGUUUCUGAUCGGAGGUCUGGACGACCCGGAGCUGAUGCGAUGAAGUGCCCCGCGGAACGUGCCCCACAGCAGUAGAACUAGCCGCCCGCCCCUACCCGUCUCGGGAUGUUUCCCUGGAGCCUCCUUCUCUUCUGGGCCCUGUUGGCCCCAGCCAGUCGCACGCAGGCACGGCCAUCCGUCAGUGAUCAAGUCCCGCUGGAUGCGCGAGUGGAGACGUACGUGGUGCGCCCCGGAGAGUCCUUGGAACUACGCUGCAACAUGCGGGACGACAUGACCAGUGUGAACUGGACCAAGGACCGCGUGGCCCUGCUGGGAGGAGACCACGUCCACAUCAUGCCCGGCCAGCUGGAGAUCCAGAGCACGGAGCUCGGCGACUCGGGGCUCUACUCCUGCGAAGGCAUCGGACCCCUGGGCAGCGAGACCACUUACUUCUCUGUCAAUGUCUCAGCUGACGCUCAUCCUUCCUCGGAGGACGAGGAGGAUGAUGACUCUUCCUCGGAGGAGAAGGAAGGGUCCAGCAGCCAGAAGCAGAUCCCGGUGCUCCCGUUCUGGGCUAUGCCCGACAAGAUGGAAAAGAAGCUCCACGCGGUGCCGGCUGCCAAGACGGUGAAGUUCCGAUGCCCAGCGAAGGGGAGCCCAACCCCCAGCCUCCGCUGGUUGAAGAACGGCAAGGAGUUUAAACCUGACCACCGCAUCGGAGGCUACAAGGUGCGGGAGCACACCUGGAGCAUCAUCCUGGACUCGGUGGUGCCCUCAGACAAGGGCAACUACACCUGCCUGGUGGAGAACAAGUAUGGGAGCAUCAACCACACAUACCAGCUCGACGUAGUGGAGCGCUCUCCACACAGGCCCAUUCUUCAGGCCGGCCUCCCCGCUAACAGGACCGCCGUGCUGGGCAGCGAUGUGGAGUUCAACUGCAAGGUGUACAGCGACCCCCAGCCCCACAUCCAGUGGCUGAAGCACAUGCAGAUCAACGGCAGUCGAUUGGGGCCGGAUGGGAAUCCCUUUGUCCAGGUUCUCAAGCACUCUGGGAUUAAUAGCUCGGACGCUGAAGUUCUCACCCUGUACAAUGUCACCGAGGAGGAGAGUGGAGAGUAUAUUUGUAAAGUGUCCAAUUAUAUAGGAGAAGCCAACCAGUCUGCGUGGCUAACGGUCACCAGGCCCGAGGCAAGAGCGGACCCUCCCCCCCAGCCCGUCUCAAACCAGCUCUAUCUUGAGGUGCUCAUCUACUGCACCGGAGCCUUCCUCAUCUGCUGCAUGGUGAUCAUCGCCAUCAUCUUCAAAAUUAAGAGCAGCGCCAAGAAGAGUGACUUCAACAGCCAGCUGGCCGUGCACAAGCUAGCCAAGAGCAUUCCGCUGCGCAGACAGGUAACAGUGUCUGUUGGCUCCAGCUCCUCAAUGCACUCUGGGGUGAUGCUGGUGCGCCCCUCUCGCCUGUCCUCCAGCGGGACCCCCAUGCUCCCCGGGGUGUCCGAGUACGAGCUGCCGGAAGACCCCCGCUGGGAGUGUAGCAGGGACAGGCUGGUGCUGGGAAAGCCGCUGGGCGAGGGCUGUUUCGGUCAGGUGGUGAUGGGAGAGGUCUUGGGAUUGGACAAGGAGAAACCCAACCGGGUCACCAAGGUGGCUGUCAAGAUGCUGAAAUCGGACGCCACGGAGAAGGACCUGUCUGACCUGAUAUCGGAGAUGGAGAUGAUGAAGAUGAUUGGGAAGCACAAGAACAUCAUCAACUUGCUGGGUGCCUGCACUCGGGACGGCCCCCUGUAUGUGAUUGUAGAGUACGCUGAAAAGGGAAAUCUGCGGGAGUUUCUGCGCGCACGGCGCCCCCCGGGGAUGGAGUACUGCUAUAACCCCGACCAGGUCUCUGAAGAGUACAUGUCUAUCAAGAACCUGGUCUCUUGUGCGUAUCAGGUGGCCCGCGGCAUGCAGUAUCUGGCUUCCAAGAAGUGUAUCCACAGGGACCUGGCUGCCCGCAAUGUGCUCGUCACCGAGGAGAACGUCAUGAAGAUAGCGGACUUCGGUCUGGCAAGAGACAUCCACCACAUUGAUUACUACAAGAAGACCACCAACGGCCGGUUGCCUGUUAAGUGGAUGGCUCCAGAGGCCUUGUUUGACCGGAUAUACACACACCAGAGCGAUGUCUGGUCGUUCGGGGUCCUGCUGUGGGAGAUCUUCACCCUGGGGGGCUCCCCGUACCCCGGGGUCCCGGUCGAGGAGCUCUUCAAGCUGCUCAAGGAGGGUCACCGCAUGGACAAGCCCACCACCUGCACCCAUGAGCUGUACAUGAUGAUGCGGGACUGCUGGCACGCUGUCCCUUCACAGAGACCCACCUUCAAGCAGCUGCUUGAAGAUCUGGACCGCAUCCUCAUCAUGGCCUCCAAUCAGGAGUACCUGGAUCUAACUGCACCCCCGGACCAGUACUCCCCCAGCUUCCCAGACACUCGUUGCUCCACCUGCUCCUCUGGGGAAGACUCUGUCUUCUCUCACGACCCCCACGUGGAGGACCCCUGCCUGCCCAGGUUACCCCCACAGCACAACGGGGUGGGCUUCAAGAAGCGCUGAGCCGCCCCUGUCCACAGCGUCCGUCACACAGCCAGUCUGGGAUCUGUUUUACAUGAACACAAGAAAUGAAAUGUUUUGUACGCUUUGAGUAACGGAUCACUAAAUUACGUUCUGGGAUGAAGAAGCAGUGUUUUUUUUUUUUUUUUUUUGCUUAUGGGACAAGUUCAGAAGGAUGCUUUUUGGACCCUUCACAAAGCUCCCGAACUGAGGCAUGCACUCCUGCGUUCGUACGGGGCAGUGUUGAAAAUGGACCGCAAAAAACCCGGAAUUGUGGGUCAGCGGAAGAGAUGUGCCUGUGUCAAUAUUUCUCUUUUUAAAACUGAAUUUUUUGUUUUGCUUGCUUCGUUUCCCUGUUCUCAUGUUUUGUUUUAUUGUUUCUAUAUAUAAUUUUUUUUUUUUAUAAAAGCGUAGAGCAUUGCACAGACUAACAACCCCCCCCCCGGUGCUUACGCCUUUGUAAAUACAGUUAGAAAAUGUAUAAAUAUGAAUAUAUAUUUACACUGUACUCCAAUUUUUUGUUUCUUUGUAAAAGGCAACAGAUUUCUCUUCUUUUUCAUAUUUUCUUUAAAACAAAUUGCCAGUGGAUUAGCGGGUGCUGAAAAUGUACUGCUCCUAUUGAUAAUGAACUGGCCAGUAGUUUCCAGUAGGUUUGCCUUGUCUUGACUCGCCCUGCUAUUUCCAGUACAGCUGUUGCUCUCGUUUCUUCUGCAGUCCUUUUGUGUUUUUCACGUUCAAAGUCGUUUGCAAGCUGCACUUGUGCGUUUCACUCCAGUGUCAGCCCAAGGUGUCCCUGUGCGCUCCGCGUUAUCUGAAAGAAAAGCCACCUUGUUCACACUCCAGUUUGUUUACAUCCCCCACGUCGAAUCACCUUUUAAGAUAAUGGCCACCUCCUAGGUAAAAAGGAGUCAGAUAUACAAUGGCAGAGGUCUAUUGUAUAAAACAUCUUCAAGCUGUUAUCUUCCGAUGGCAACAUCAAAAUUUAAGCCUGAUUUUCAUUACCUAAUCAUGACUCCUCUGCUCUUCAGACAAUAGCACUGGCAAUGUAUAUUAGUUUGACUGCAUUUUUGAUGCUAGCACAGGUGUAUAUGGUAUUUGUGUAAGGUGUAGUUAGCAGCACGAAACACAGUAAAGGACCUAGUUCUCUUGUUAAAGCUAAAGUCGCCGCUUUCAAACUAAAAUAAACCUGUAAUUGUAGAUGGAUAAUAUCUGGGAUGCCACUGCACUUGUGGGACAGAUUGUAAAAGAUUUUGAAUGAACAUGUAUUUUAAGAUGAGAGGACUGUCGGUACCAUACCGUCUUCAAACAACUAUGGCAGUAGACAAGUUAACUUCUGCAUUUCUGCAAAUAUUCCCGAUGGUGAAAAUAAAGUGAAACAAUUUCCAAUGUAAAA